CGCAUUGUAUACGUGCUUAAGGUAAGAUCCUGGUGAUGAUGAGUAGAAUGCGAAGCUGUUUGUGAUUGCGGAACUUCAACACCCUGAAGCGGGAGACAGAAGAGUUCACAGAAGGAAACACAGUCGGGAUCUCCGGCACGUUUUCUACACUGGCUCUUCACGUCUCGAUUUGAAUCGGUGCUUUGACGUGAACCUCUCUUUGUUUUGCUCGGGAAAGUUCUCUCUACGCGUAGGCGAAGUGCCGUCUGUUUCCUUCUUGUCACUCCGGCCAUGACUGUGCUGUGUUGUCGGCUUCUCGCAUACUUUCGCAUUUGACUCAUUCAGAAGGCGUGUGAACACCUGGAGCAGCACAGCUGCAUCGCGCUGGAGCGCAACUUUUCUGGCCUCUGAAAAAGAUGAGAUUCACGGGCUACAUGAGACUGCGCAUCAGGGAGGCGGUGGACUUAAAGCCCACCACUUUCUCCACGCGCCACACUUUCCACAAGAAGACACAACAGCUGGAUCCCUACAUCGUGGUCAAAGUGGACCAUUUUAAAGUGGGCCAGACAGCCAUCAAAACCAGAACCAACCAGCCUGCCUUCAAUGAAGAAUUCUGCCCGUAUAUAUGCGAGGGCAAAGUGUUAGAACUGGCGGUUUUCCACGACACACCGAUUGGCUAUGAUGACUUCGUGGCGAACUGCACCAUGCAGCUGGAGUCUCUACUAACGUCAUCCAGCAGCAGACAGACGUUUGAGGGAUGGGUUAACCUGGAACCGGAAGGCAAGGUCCACAUCGCCAUCACUCUCACAGGCUCCUUCACAGAUGAUGAUGCCACUGUUAAUGGAUGGACUCAUAAGCAGUUAAGCAGGAAACGACAGAGGGCUUUGAGGAGGAAAGUGCACCAAGUCAAUGGACACAAGUUCAUGGCCACGUUCCUGAGACAGCCUACAUUUUGCUGCCACUGCAAAAAUUUUAUAUGGGGAGUUUUUGGAAAGCAGGGUUACCAGUGUCAAGUAUGCACCUGUGUGGUCCAUAAGAAAUGCCACCAUCUGGUUGUUAAUGAGUGUCCAAAGCUGAAGAAAAAAGCAACUGAGGGUCCCAGUCAAGGUUUUAGCAUCAACAUACCUCAUCGAUUUCAUGUGCACAAUUAUAAAGUGCUCACUUACUGUAACCACUGUGGAUCACUCCUGUAUGGACUGGUGAAACAGGGUCUUCAAUGCAAAGGUUGUAAGAUGAACGUGCACAUUCGUUGUGAAAAAAAUGUGGCUCCGAAUUGUGGGGUAGACAGUGCACAGCUGGCUACUAAGUUGGCAGAGAUUGGCUUGGAGGCAGGCAGACUCAGUAAACACCACUCCCAGAUGAGUACGUCCUCAGUGAAGUCUACAUGUUCUACUAGUAGACGUCAAGGGCGGUCUGAGCUGGCUAAUGAGGACAGUAUGAAGGUGGGGCUUGAGGAUUUUACAUUCCUACAGGUCCUGGGAAAAGGCAGCUUUGGCAAGGUGAUGCUGGCUCGCUUGAACAAUGAUGAUCGAGUGUAUGCAGUGAAGAUGCUGAAGAAAGAUGUCAUACUACAAGAUGACGACGUGGAGUCCACCAUGAUCGAGAAGCGAGUGUUGGCUCUGGCCUACAAUCACCCAUUCCUCACACACCUGUACUACUGUUUUCAGACCGCUGACCGUUUAUUCUUUGUUAUGGAGUUUGUGAAUGGUGGUGACCUCAUGUUUCACAUCCAGAAGUCUCGGCGGUUCGAGGAGGCCCGAGCACGGUUCUACGCUGCUGAAAUCACCUCUGCUCUUAUGUUCCUCCACUCCAAAGGCAUUAUAUACAGGGACCUGAAACUGGACAACAUACUACUAGACAAGGAUGGCCACUGUAAACUGGCAGACUUUGGUAUGUGCAAGGAAGGGAUAACUGGUGGAGCCCUGACUACCACCUUCUGUGGGACACCAGACUACAUUGCACCUGAGAUCAUCCUAGAAGAACCAUACGGUGUGUCUGUGGACUGGUGGGCUAUGGGAGUCCUGCUGUUUGAGAUGUUGUGUGGACAUGCACCAUUCGAGGCAGAGACAGAGGACGAGUUGUUUGAGUGCAUCCUCAGGGAUGAAGUGAUCUAUUCAAGUUGGCUUAGCAAUGAGGCAGAGGACAUCCUCAGAGGGUUCCUGACCAAAGACGCUUCACGUCGACUGGGCUGUAUAGAGAGGGAUGGAGGGGAGAAGCCAAUCAUUGCUCACCCCUUCUUCAGGGACUUGGACUGGGAGAAGCUAAGGAAACGCGAAUUGGAUUCCCCCUUCAAACCUCGAAUAAAAUCUCCAGAGGAUGUGAACAAUUUUGAUCCAGACUUCACCCAGGAAGAGCCUACGCUCACCCCCAUAGAAGACUCACUGAUCCCCCUGAACCAUGAUGACUUCCAAGACUUCUCAUACAUGGCUCCUGAGCUUCUGCAUGUUUAACACACAAAUAUGUGUAUAGUGCUUAUUUAUACUUAGGGUCAUACAUGAACAAGCUUUAAACAUGCUAAAACGUUGUAGUCCUAUAGACACUGAAAGCGUUUAUUGGAAUCUGACAGGGUGAAUUUGUGCACAGUUUGAUUCACUGAUAUCCAAACACACAAGAACAGGUAGAACAUAUUUUAUUUUUAAUCCCACCCCUGUCCUGGAAUCCUCUUGGAGUGCACAUUUUACUACUGCUCAAUCCCAUUCCUUUUAAACCACAAUUUUGGGUUUGCUCUGCUUUAGCGUGUGUGAGUAAAUCUUUUCAUUAUGAAUCCCAUAAUAACCCGAGUCAAUUUUGUUACGUUUAGGAAAAACACAAAUAAUAUUCAGUGCAGAGUUCCCAGGGUUAGAGUAGGAUCCUAGAGUAGGAUUAUGCAUUACUGGUUUAGCAUUUUUCUUGUUGUAACAAGCCUGACUCAGCUCUCAGAGGACUAACUGAAGAGUUUAUGAUGAUGAUGUGAUUUAUAGAAGAGAAAACAUGCCAUAAAUCCAGGACUGUUGCUUGGAAACAGACUAAGCACAAAGACAUUGCUCUCUAAGAUUCAAUGUAAUGGCUAUGAAUUGCAGUGAAUCCUCUACAUGUGCACUUGUGUAUGUGUUUUCAUGCUUAUGUUGCAUGUUUGUUCAGCUGUCAACAUGCACUGUGAGUCUGGGCUAAAAUGCUAAAAUAAUAACAUAAUAAACAUAAAUGUCUUAGUGCACUGACUACAUAUGCACUUAACUGUGUGCUUUCUGUAAACACCAGAAUGGGUACACUCCCUUGUUUUGGGCCCCUGAGCCUAGGAGCCUGUGUGGAUCUUAAUCCACCGCUGAAGAUGUUAGCACUGUAAACUGUAUGUCAAGUGGAAAAAGUACUUCAUGAAGACUGCUUAUUAUAAAUUGACUGACAAUAUUGGAUAUGUUAUGUACAUUGAUUAGCCGUAUCAACUGCUCUUAAUGUAAAAAGACCAAAUAAAUCAUAUUGCCUUUUUUA
Ictalurus punctatus (channel catfish) is the source of this 3444-nucleotide messenger RNA. It is a transcript of the gene prkchb, whose product is annotated as protein kinase C, eta, b. Lineage: Eukaryota; Metazoa; Chordata; Actinopteri; Siluriformes; Ictaluridae. Gene Ontology annotation, molecular function: diacylglycerol-dependent serine/threonine kinase activity; ATP binding. Gene Ontology annotation, biological process: protein phosphorylation. The record is from RefSeq and is a predicted model, not a curated record. Bases 396 to 2429 code for a protein of 677 amino acids. The transcript is spliced from 14 exons.